AGUUUACAUGCACCUUGUGUUGACAUCUGCCGGUAGCGUACUCACACACUGACUGUUGGAUUUGUACGUGGCGCUUUAGAAAGCAGUUGAAGCUAGGUUCCAGGAGAACCACAGAUCCAGGAGAACAGGUGUGUGGGGAGGGAAACAGAAACAAUGUCUCCUCCUCGACUCACAGGAGCACUUCGGUCCUUCUCCAGUGUCAGCAAGAAGGAGGACUUCAGCGAACAGCUCUAUGAUCUAAAGGCCAAGCGUCUGAAGAGACAGGAGCUGUUUGCCAGAGAGGGCCUGACGUGGCAUAGGAUUGUCCAUUUCUGCACCGAGCAUCAGGACAAAAGUCAGCAGCAAGCUGCCAGUCAGGAGCUGAAGAGCCUGCUCCUGGCAGCCAAACAGAUGGUGGGUUCUGAACUCGGUCAGACGGUGGUUGAAAGCGCAGCUGUGUUUCUGUUUGAAACCUUCCACAACAAAGACCACGUUGGUACAGAGGAGACUCGGGCCAUCAAACACAUGUUCGGUCCUUUUCCAUCAUCGGCAGCGGAAGCGUCCUGCACCUCUGUGGGUCGGCUGGUGGCUUUGCUCGGUGACUCCCGAGUCGAAGACUUUAUCCAGAGCCAACGCUCCAGUCACAACCUGGACCGAAGCGCCGCUUUUGGACGCAACAUUGCUUUCUCACAUGAUGGUUACACACUCGACCCACUGGAGGGGCUGCCCUUCUCCAGUAUCCAGGAAGAAAGUGCGAGCUUGGAUUUCAUCAACUUUUUUAACAACCAAAAGAGUGGCAAGAAGGGCAUCAAUGAAGAGGCUAUGUCCAGUACAGGAAGCGCCCUGACCCCCGGGGAUGGCUCCAUCCUUAGAACAGAAGUAGAUAACUAUCUGUGUGGAGGCAACAUGAUGUCAUCCAACCCAGAGGAGCUGUGCACGUCUCUGUUUGAAAUGCUGGCCUCACACAGGAGCAACGAUGAGCUGCAGAACGAGCUGUUUGAGCUGCUCGGCCCAGAGGGGCUGGACAUGAUCUCAACCCUUCUGCAGCGAAGGGCGGCCAUUGUUGACUCCCUCCUCCGCAUCCAGCCUGACAGGACUGUUUAUCCAUCAGAUCUCAGCCUCAAGGUCAGCGCCGAAGUGACCAAGCCCACCUACGGGUGCCAGGUGACCAUCCAAUCAGAGCAGGAGAAACAAAUGCUAAAGAUGUACCGAAGGGAGGAGAAGAAAGAGAGAAGGAGAUUCAAAGGAGGCGAUGAGGGUGACUCUACGGAUGCUCUCCUGACCUUUGACCCCAGAGAGAUGAGAGCCCAGCGAGAGCAGGCCCUGCUGACUGCACGCUAUGAACCUGUGCUGAGCAGAGACAGAGUCUACGAGCGGAUCCGAUAUCCCAACGUCUACGACAACCUCGCAGAGGCCACAAAGACAGCUGCGUUUGUGGGAGGAGCCAGGAUGCUGCUGCCCGAGGGAAUCCGCAGAGAAAACUGUAAGAUGUACGAAGAAGUGGAGAUCCCACCCAAUGAGCCCAUGCCUGUUGGGUUUGAAGAAAAGCCCGUCUACAUCUCUGAAUUAGACGAGAUUGGGCAGCUGGUGUUCAAGGGCAUGAAGCGCCUGAACAGGAUUCAGUCCAUAGUGUUCGAGACGGCCUACAACACCAAUGAGAACCUCCUGAUCUGUGCUCCAACCGGUGCUGGCAAGACCAACAUCGCCAUGCUGACAGUUCUCCAUGAAAUCCGUCAGCACUUGCAGCCCAGUGGUGUCAUUAAGAAAGAUGAAUUCAAGAUCGUAUAUGUGGCUCCAAUGAAAGCCUUGGCGGCUGAGAUGACGAACUACUUUGGUAAGCGGCUGGAGCCACUGGGCAUCACUGUGAAAGAACUCACUGGAGACAUGCAGCUUACCAAAGGGGAGAUCCUUCGAACACAGAUGUUGGUGACGACUCCGGAGAAGUGGGACGUUGUGACCAGGAAGAGUGUUGGCGAUGUGGCUCUGUCACAGAUUGUACGGCUCCUCAUCUUGGAUGAAGUCCAUCUAUUGCAUGAAGAUCGAGGCCCGGUUCUUGAGAGUCUGGUGGCCCGGACCAUCAGACAGGUGGAGUCCACCCAGAGCAUGAUCAGGAUUCUGGGACUGUCUGCUACCCUGCCUAACUAUCUGGAUGUGGCCACCUUCCUACAUGUCAACCCAUUUAUUGGUCUCUUCUUCUUUGACGGUCGCUUCAGACCAGUGCCUCUGGGACAGACCUUUGUUGGCAUCAAAACCAAUAACAAGAUCCAGCAGAUCCAUGACAUGGAGGAGGUUUGUUAUGACAAAGUUCUGGAACAGGUGAAGGCAGGUCACCAGGUGAUGGUGUUUGUCCAUGCUCGUAAUGCCACAGUGAGGACGGCCAUGGGGCUCAUCGAGAUGGCGAAGAACCGUGGAGAGAUUUGUUUCUUUCAACCAGACCAAGGAUCAGACUAUGGCCAGUGUGAGAAACAGAUCCAACGCUCCAGGAACAAGCAGAUGAAAGAAAUGUUUCCUGAAGGUUUUGGCAUCCACCAUGCUGGCAUGCUGCGCUCUGACCGCAGCCUGAUGGAGAGCAUGUUCUCCAGAGGCCACCUCAAGGUCCUGGUCUGUACCGCCACCUUGGCCUGGGGAGUGAACCUGCCGGCUCACGCUGUCAUCAUCAAGGGUACCCAAAUAUACGAUGCCAAGCGCGGCGCUGUGGUUGAUCUGGGCAUCCUGGACGUCAUGCAGAUUUUUGGAAGAGCAGGUCGUCCGCAGUUUGAUAAGUAUGGCGAGGGAACCAUCAUCACCACCCACGACAAGCUGAGCCAUUACCUGACCCUGCUCACCCAGCAGAACUUCAUAGAGAGUCGGUUCCUGGACAGCCUGGCCGAUAACCUCAACGCUGAGAUUGCUCUGGGAACGGUCACCAACGUGGAGGAAGCUGUGAAGUGGCUCAGUUACACCUACCUUUAUGUUCGCAUGAGGGCCAACCCGCUGGCGUACGGCAUCAACCACAAGGCCUCUCAGAUGGAUCCAGCUUUGGAGCUGUACAGGAAGGAUCUGGUGGUGGAGUCGGGCAGGAAGCUGGAUAAGGCCAGGAUGAUCCGCUUCGAUGAGCGCACCGGCUACUUUGCCUCGACAGACCUGGGCAGGACUGCGAGCCACUUCUACAUCAAAUAUAACACCAUAGAGACGUUCAAUGAACAUUUCAACUCUCAGCGAACAGAAGCCGACGUCCUCAGCAUCGUCUCCAAAGCUGAGGAGUUUGAACAACUCAAGGUUCGAGAGGAGGAGAUGGAGGAGCUGGAGCAGAUGCUGUGUACCUACUGUCAGCUUCCAGCUGCAGGAGGUGUGGAGAACGGCUACGGCAAAGUCAACAUCCUGCUGCAGACGUACAUCGGCCGAGGAGAAGUGGACAGCUUCUCGCUCAUCUCGGACCUGUCCUAUGUUGCGCAGAACGCUGCUCGCAUCGUGAGGGCCUUGUUUGAGAUCGCUUUGAGGAAGCGCUGGCCUGCUAUGACCCAUCGACUGCUCACCCUGUGCAAGGUGAUCGACAAGCGGCUGUGGGGCUCUGCCCACCCCCUCCGACAGUUCCCCAACCUGAGCCCCGUCGUGCUGAACCGCUUGGAGGAGAAGAAGCUGACUGUGGACAAACUCAAGGAGAUGAGGAAGGAUGACAUUGGUCACAUGCUGCACCACGUCAACAUCGGGUUAACGGUCAAACAGUGUGUCCACCAGAUCCCCUCGAUCUCAAUGGAGGCCACCAUCCAGCCAAUCACACGCACCGUGUUGCGUGUUCGUCUCAUUGUCACACCUGAUUUUCGCUGGAAUGACCAGGUCCAUGGAUCAGUGGGUGAGCCCUGGUGGUUGUGGGUGGAAGAUCCCAUAAAUGAUCACAUCUACCACUCUGAGUUUUUCCUCCUGCAGAAGAAACAGGUGGUGUCAGGAGAGCCUCAGCACAUCGUGUUCACCAUUCCCAUCUUUGAGCCGUUGCCCUCACAGUACUACAUCAGGGCCGUCUCUGAUCGAUGGCUCGGUGCUGAAGCUGUCUGCAUUAUCAACUUCCAGGACCUGAUCUUACCAGAGCGACACCCCCCACACACUGAGCUACUAGACCUCCAGCCGUUGCCAGUAACUGCUCUGGGUAACCGAGAGUACGAGAGCCUUUACAAGUUCACUCACUUCAACCCCAUCCAGACCCAAAUCUUCCACACACUCUACCACACCGACACCAACGUCUUGCUGGGAGCGCCGACGGGCUCUGGAAAAACCAUCGCAGCAGAGAUGGCUAUGUUCCGGGUCUUCAACAAGUAUCCAUCCUCCAAGGUCGUGUAUAUUGCCCCUUUGAAGGCCCUGGUGAGGGAGCGCAUUGAGGACUGGAAGGUCAGGAUUGAAGAGAAACUUGGAAAAAACGUGGUGGAGCUGACCGGGGACGUGACUCCAGACAUGAGAGCCAUAGCAAAAGCUGACCUGAUCGUCACCACGCCCGAAAAGUGGGAUGGAGUAAGCAGGAGUUGGCAGAAUCGAAGCUACGUCCAGAAAGUAGCUAUUCUCAUUAUCGAUGAGAUCCACCUGCUAGGUGAGGACAGAGGUCCGGUCCUCGAGGUCAUUGUGUCCAGGACCAACUUCAUCUCGUCUCACACUUCCAAGAGUGUUCGAGUAGUUGGGCUGUCCACGGCUCUGGCCAACGCUCGAGACCUGGCUGACUGGUUGGGCAUCGGACAGGUGGGUUUGUUUAACUUCCGUCCGUCUGUGCGCCCGGUCCCGCUUGAAGUUCACAUCCACGGUUUUCCAGGACAGCACUACUGCCCCCGCAUGGCCAGCAUGAACAAGCCCACCUUCCAAGCAAUACGCUCUCACUCUCCAGCCAAGCCUGUGCUCAUUUUUGUGUCAUCACGAAGGCAAACUCGCCUGACCGCCCUGGACCUCAUCGCCUACCUGGCUACAGAGGACAACCCCAAACAGUGGCUGCACCAGGAUGAGAGAGAGAUAGAGGACAUCAUUGGUACCGUUCGAGAUUCCAACCUGAAGCUGACGCUGGCCUUUGGGAUCGGCAUGCAUCAUGCAGGCCUCCAUGAGAGAGACAGAAAGACUGUAGAGGAGCUGUUUGUCAACUGUAAGAUUCAGGUUCUGAUUGCUACCAGCACUCUGGCCUGGGGAGUGAACUUCCCCGCUCACCUGGUUGUCGUCAAGGGAACCGAGUACUACGAUGGCAAAUCCAGGCGCUAUGUGGACUACCCCAUCACAGACGUGCUGCAGAUGAUGGGGCGAGCAGGCCGUCCUCAGUUUGAUGAUCAGGGCAAAGCAGUCAUCCUUGUCCACGACAUAAAGAAGGAUUUCUACAAGAAGUUUCUGUACGAGCCGUUUCCUGUAGAGUCCAGCCUCCUCAGCGUGCUGUCUGAUCAUCUGAAUGCUGAGAUUGCUGCAGGAACCAUCUCAUCCAAGCAGGACGCCAUGGACUACAUCACCUGGACCUACUUCUUCAGACGGCUGAUGAUGAAUCCCAGACAGAGCCCACUCCAGAACAUUCCAGCCUGUUGGUAAUUGCACGCCUGUCAUCCCACAUUUACCACUGACGGAGGCCCAGCCAGUGGCUCUGUAACCCUGCAGGCCUGUGAAACCAUUCAAACUGGGAUUUUGGGUCAGUAUUCACAUUUCAGAGAGGCUUUAGAGUGUCGCUGGAUUGAUUCGUUGUCAUCUGCUGCAAACUGUGGGAACACAGCGCCCGUGUGCUUCUCUUACUGCAGCCCUACAGACUUCACUGUUUCUCACUGAAAGAUGAAGGAGUGAUUUAAUCAUCAGUUGUAAUGUUACAAAGCAGCCUGCUGGGUUUCCAUAUAGUGUUCAUAGUAAAUUAUUAUACUUUUGUUUUCCUGACAGCUCCUUGUUGACUUUAAACAGACACUGGACUGGUUCUUAUACAGCGCUUUUCUACUCAUCUGAGCACUCAAAGCACUUUACACAACUUGUUCAUUCACCCAUUCACACCAGCACUUUUUCCUAAGUGCUUCCUAACUAACAUCCACACAGCAUUCACACUCUGAUGGAUGUGUCGGAGAGCAACAUGGGGUUAGUAUCUUGCCCAAGGAUAUUUGGCAUGUAGACUGGAGCAGACUAGGAUCGAACCACCGACCUUCCGGCCAGUAGGUGACCUGCUCUGCCACCUGAGCUACUGGAGAUGGAAACCAGUCAGAACUGUAUAAAUGGAUCAGGAUCAGAUAUCAGACUGGUUCAGCUGGUGUCUUUGCAGGCACAGAAGAAGCACGUGUACUCUUACCUCCACAGCACAUAUCUAUGAUGUCAUUCGUGUUACACUGAGGUGAUUGGACAGGGUUGGAGCAUAGGAGCAGCUUCCUUCAGGCUCAUCUUCACUGUGACAGGCAGGUGCAGUGUCUGCAUCACUGCAUCACUUCCACUGUUACCCCUUUGAUGAUAAUAAUAAGGCUCCCAGCCGUGUGUUUGACAGAUUGUAUCAAAGCUCUUAUUCUUAAUACACACGUUCAAACUCUGCAUCAUUUUGCAACUUUUUCUGGAACCCAGCUUGAUUUUUCCUAUUUUUAGAUCCAAAUAAACAGAUCUGACCAAUCAGAGCACUGCACUUAGCAGCACAUUCACUCAUUGUUCAAACACACACCAGCACUGAAUAUGCACUGAUGUGGGAAUAGUAACAUAAAACCAUUUCCACACAGCUACACAAUGCUCCAGGUCAGUACGCUCUCAGAAAGCAUUUCUCUGUCAGAUGUGGAUCCAACUCUGCCAACCAGACUUCAAACUGACAUCCUGAAAUAUGUAGAAAAGCAGCUUCAGCUCCUGGAUCAAACCAUUCCCUUCUCCCUGCUGCCACCUUCUCCUGAGAAAUGGAAGAACCCAAAAGUUCUGCUUCUUCCUUUUCUCGUGCAGAAACUUCUGGACAGCUCAUCAGCGCUCUCCAUUUUUAGCAGCGCAUUUUCUGAGGAUGAAUGUUCCACAGAAACACAUCGUGUUCAGCGUGUGUGUAUAUUUACAUGUUACAUGAACACAAAUUCACAUUUUCAUGUGUCUUUUUCACAACACGUUGGUGUGUAACAGCAGAAAUGCAAGACAGCCUAAUUAUAGCUGACUCUUUCUGUAAGCUGUGUUUGAUCCAAAGACUGUGUUUCCUUUGGAUCUGCAGCCAGAAUGAAAGAGAGUCUCCUUCACACACUCAGCAGAUCUCUCACCUGUAUCUGCCUGUGUUGGUUCUACAGACAUGAUCGAGAUCUUAACCUGAGACCCAGAGUUGUGGGAACAGUGCUGAGCAUGCUGCAGAUGAGUGGGCUCGUUUAGAUUUCACCAGAGUCUGAAUGAGUCUAGAAAUAAAUGUGAAAAUCACCUAUGAAUAAUAUUCCAUCUAUCCUGAGCACUAAAGUCUGAUAAAAAACGUCAGACGAUAAACCACAAUAACAAAGAUUUGUGUGUUUUCCAGUUGGGGUGCACAUUGCUAAGAGUAAAUCUGUAAACCUAAUGAUGGGUUUGAUGGAUGAAUGAAAUGGAAAGAUUGCUGUGCUUGAAGAAUCCCUGUGUGGAUAAGACACACUGAAAGUUUCACUUCCAGGUUCUGGGAAUAGCCUAACAGUGCACAUCCAGCUGAAAGGUUUUAUUAUCGUUUCAUUUGUGAGUUUUUAUGGUCAACUUUGUGUUUUCUCUCUAAGUGCUGCUGUUAGAGCUGAUAGGAAAGGGGAAAGACUGGACAGUCAUGUUAAUCAGUUUGGCUGUUCCUGUGGAGACGCACCAUACGAUGCUUCCUCUGCAGAGGUUUGUCCAGUUACCUCUGAAGCCUCGGUGGUUUCUGGACCUUUUUUUGUCAGCUAACAAUAGUUCACUUGUAGCUGAUCGGGUGGUCGGCGAGUUUUUGGCUAACGAUAGUUAUUUCCAUGUUUGAGACGUCUGAGCUCAGCUGACAGAUCAGCUCCAGCACCACACACACGUUUGUGCACGCUCUAACCGUUAGCCUAACCUCAGAUUAUUAAAUUCACUGUUGGUACCCUCAGUGUGCCCAUUGUUCUCUCUGGUAUCUCCACAAAGCUGCGUGUUACAUCCGCUCUUUCAUUCCCAUAACACACACACACACACACACACACACACACAUGUCUGGUUUGCUAUCCUCGUGGGGACAUCCCAUUGACAUAAUGCUUUCCCUAGCCGCUUACCCUAACCCUAACCAUCAAAAAUGAAUGCCUAACCCUGACCCUUACCCUAAACCUAACCAUAACCUAAUUGUAACCCUGACACUAAAA
Oreochromis niloticus (Nile tilapia) is the source of this 8213-nucleotide messenger RNA. RefSeq names its product activating signal cointegrator 1 complex subunit 3 (gene ascc3). The transcript has 35 exons. The record is from RefSeq and is a predicted model, not a curated record. Lineage: Eukaryota; Metazoa; Chordata; Actinopteri; Cichliformes; Cichlidae. Gene Ontology annotation, molecular function: nucleic acid binding; ATP hydrolysis activity; ATP binding. The coding region runs from base 154 to 5502 and encodes 1782 amino acids.